AACCGUUAAGAUUGUUUAAUAAAAGAUUGUUUAAGUUCUUUACCUAAAUCUUUGAUUAUACACAACAAUCAAUAAGGACCCGGACACCCAAAGGGAUCUCAAGCCUUUACAAGCCAAGCAAUCCUCGAUACCCACAAGAAUAAAAACCUCUGACAGGCUUCCCCCAAAAACAUGGCAGAGCACAAAUCCAUGGGAAAGGGAUUACGAAUUGAAAAAGAAAAAUCCCAAGUCAAGCAAAAUGAUGUAUGUUUGUUUAUAAAAUCUGUCUGACAGGCAUAUUUCCCAACAGACAAGACAUUUCAGGAGGAGGCGAUAUCUGUAACGGGUGAAGAAAUGACUGGCGUUAAAGCUGAAUUGGGUGGUUGGAUUCGUCUGAAGAUCGUCGAUCCACUUGUUGUUAUACUCAAAAGGGGUGUAGAGCCAAAGCAGUUAGCUCUGUCAGCAGCACUUGGCCUUACCUUGGGCAUAUUUCCCAUUUGUGGAGUAACUGUGCUACUAUGCGGGAUCGCUGCAACGUUGCUUGGGUCCGCUAUUCAGGCACCUACCCUGAUGCUUGCCAACCUUAUUGCCACGCCCAUAGAAUUAAGUUUGGUCAUACCCUUCUUGCGUGUUGGUGAAGUUAUUACUGGCGGAGCCCAUUUGCCCUUGACUUCAGAUGCCCUCAAAAAGCUCAUCACUGGUCAGGCUUCCCACGAAGUUCUUCUUGGAGUCAUGCAUGCGCUGAUUGGCUGGCUAGUGACAGCACCCUUCAUUCUCAUGGUGCUCUAUAUUCUUUUCAUUCCUAUCUUUAAAUUCUCUGUUCAUAAAUUCUCUCAUCAUCCAGCAAGUCCAAAGAAGACGCAUCAACCUCACCCAGAGGCCAAGAUCAAGGUCAGAAAUGUCUAGUUUCAAGUUGUGAGUAAGAAGUAGUAGGAAUGAACAUAUCCUAGCUGAUCUGAGUUCUUGGUCAAAUGUUGUGCAUGGAUCAUGGUAGUUCUAGUUCUCUUGUACAAAGCUUCUUAACAUAAAAUAACAAGCUUCCGUCCCUGACAAACUUGAUAGCAUCUCUCUUGGCUCCAGAAAACCUAAUUGAUAAUUCCAUAUAAGUGUACUUAACUUACUCAAAACCGUAGCAUGUUGUAUUGGUAUUUAUUUGAGAGGAACGAUGUUGAAACUUGAGCACUUCUCAUAAGUCACCCAAUUGAAUUGCAUUAUAGCCAUGAUUGGUUCUUGGAAA
Molecule: messenger RNA, 1216 nt
Organism: Cryptomeria japonica (Japanese cedar)
Lineage: Eukaryota; Viridiplantae; Streptophyta; Pinopsida; Cupressales; Cupressaceae
Exons: 6
Coding region: 334-885 (183 amino acids)
Cellular component (GO): intracellular membrane-bounded organelle
Source: RefSeq, a predicted model, not a curated record